Messenger RNA from Orbilia oligospora ATCC 24927, 879 nucleotides. RefSeq lists its product as uncharacterized. The transcript is spliced from 2 exons. NCBI's taxonomy places the organism in Eukaryota, Fungi, Ascomycota, Orbiliomycetes, Orbiliales, Orbiliaceae. The record is from RefSeq and is a predicted model, not a curated record. The coding region runs from base 1 to 879 and encodes 292 amino acids.
AUGAAACUACUAAGUGUCAUUCAAUACGCUGUCGUCAGCGGAGUAACCCUAUCCAGACUCAGUGCCGCGAGGGUACUCGACAAUCCUGCUCGACUAUCAUCUCGCCAGAGCACCGAGUCGCCUUUUUAUUCUAGAAACCUUGAGGAUUUGACACUAGUUAGAGCCGCUUAUGAUGAACUCGGACAUCAAAUCCAAGCAAAACUAUAUAAAGCUAGUCCAGAAUGUCUUCCUAUGGUUACCGAUAAGCUGGGGGCAACUGGCUCAAUAUGUCCCGCUAGGGACAACAUCUUAGUCGGCCUCAUCCGAGAAACCUUUAAGCAGCUUUCGAUCCGACUACCUGGACUCCGCAGUCGCAUUGGUGUGGCGCCAUCUAACGGCGUAGCCCCGGUUUCAUGGCAAGAAUUUAACGAUAACUAUUCUAAACUCGAUGGUGCCAUAACAUUUGCUUUGCGAGAGAUUCAAAAACAAGCUUGUUUGAUCCUUGCGGAUACAGAUGCUAAGACCUCCGACGCAGUGUCUAGUGGUACUAUGACGCCUGCUACGAUUAAUGGUACUUCAAUUACAGUUACGAGUCUCCAGGAUUCAUUCGUACAAAUCGAUUUUAUUCUCGAAAAUGGCAUUGAUCCAAAGAGGUUCGAUCAGCCGGCCCAGGCUACGACUGAAGAUAUUUUCAGCAAGUUGCGGGAUACGCGGGCCCUGUUUUUCACUCUUGGGAAGAUAAAUGAUGUUCAAUCCUUAACAACGGGAGCACAACAUUGUAUUAGCUUACUUGCUGAACUCGCUGCGGCAGCGCUUAUUGGGGGCCUGGGAGGGAUACUUACGGGAAGCAGUGGUGGCGGGCUUCCCUCACUUCCAAAGCUACCGGGAUUUGGAGGCUAG